CCCACAAGAAUCGACGACAGCGUGUAUGCAGUCUUAUGCAGCUUUAGCGUCAACUUAACUUUUGCCCCCACACGUUGCGUUGCCGAGGAUGGGGGGAAAGGGUCCCCUCAAUUUCGAACAGUCAUACACUUUCUUUCCAGUCUAAAAAAAAAAAGACAAAAGCAAGUGGAUUUGGUACACCACUGAUAUUCUUUACUUGAUAUUGGAAUAUUUAAGAGAAUGACAAGCAAAACAACUGAACGCACACCCCUUCUACAUGACGCCCCAGCUGCUGCAGCGCCAUCCACCACCAUACCCCCACUCCUACCAGUUGCCCCUCUAUCCAAAACCCGUCAUCAUGAUUCUGGACGCAGCGAGGAAGAAGGAGUUACAGCGCGGUUGGCUUCAACAGAUUCUGUGUCUUCAGGCCAUGGACAAACCGCUUCGGUCGCUGUUGGCAAUAUAGUCCUUAUUCUUUUGAUCGGUGUGAUCAUAUCUAAUGCUGAUAGCUCGUUUCUCAUGGCUACGCACACUGUUAUAGCGUCUGAAUUCGAUGCACUGCACGACUCGACCUGGUUACUUACUAGUUUUGUGCUUGCCGGGGCAGUGACGCAGCCAUUGUACGGGAAGCUCAGUGAUAUAUAUGGAAGGAAGCAACUACUUGUUGUCGCAUAUUUUCUUUUCGCAGCUGGCUGCGCUCUUGUCGGGAUGGGAAACUCAAUGUCCCAAGUCAUCCUGGGAAGAGUCAUAUCCGGUCUCGGAUCCUCAGGCAUGACAGCUUUAGUCUCAAUUCUAAUCACCGACCUAGUUCCCCUCCGCUCUGUAGCAGCAUGGAGAUCCUAUAUCAACAUCUUCGCAACCACAGCGCGUAGUAUCGGCGGUCCUCUAGGUGGAUGGCUCGCUGACACUGUAGGCUGGCGGUGGUCAUUCAUCGGACAAACGCCUAUCGCCAGCGUAGCCAUCAUCCUCAUCAUUUUCAUGAUUCCCUCGCAUACGCAAGCUCCUGAAGAGAGUGAGGGGACGGAAGAGCCCAAAGGUAGCAGGUUGGCUCGCGUUGAUCUACUCGGCGCCACUUUUAUGACUCUCGCGAUUCUGGGCUUUCUAUUGCCCUUGCAGAUUGCGGGAGAUCGAGUUCCGUGGUCGCAUCCGCUUAUAUUAGGGUUUCUGGGUGCAGCCUGCAUCUUUCUUGGUCUGUUUCUCGUUACUGAACAUAGGUUUGCCAAGGAGCCUAUCAUUCCGCUAUCACUGCUGGUGCAAAAGGACAUGGUGCUUUCGCUCAUCAUCAUGGUUGCUCAAGCGACAGCACAAGUUGGCCUCAUGAUCAUCAUACCCCUCUACUUUCAGAUCACAACCGAGGCAUCGAACAGUGAAGCAGGAGCGCACCUAGUGCCUGGUGUAAUCGGUAAUGCAGUCGGAGGCCUCUUAGCUGGUUCCUUGAUCCAUCGCACCGGACGCUACAAACUCCUCACCCUAUUCGCUCUCUUCUUCGCCUGCAUCGGCUACGUCCUUUUUAUCCUCCGCUGGCAUGGCCAUAUCAAUUGGUUUGAAUCACUAUACAAUUUCCCCGGAGGCUUUGGUAUGGGUGUCGUCAAUUCAACGCUUUUCGUAGGUAUCCAAGCCGCAAUCGACCCCGAACAUUCCGCCGUCGCGGCUUCUACAUUGUAUUUUGCCGGGUUGGUAGGGUGUAUGACGGGAAUGGCGGGGACGAGUGCGGUACUGCAAGGGUUUUUGAGAAUAGCGUUGGAGAGACGACUAGAAGGGGCGGGAUAUGGUGGCGUUGAAAAGGCAAAGAUAAUUGAGCGCGCGGUUUCCGAUUUGCAAUAUGUCCAUCAUGCUGAGAAGACAGUAGCGCACAUCGUAACAAGCUCUUAUAUUUAUGCAUUCAAUUUUACACAUGUUUUCGCUCUGGUGUGUUCCUUGAUAGCGUUCGCGAGUACAGUCUUCUUGAAAGAGUAUAAAUUGUAA
Messenger RNA from Periconia digitata, 1944 nucleotides. NCBI's taxonomy places the organism in Eukaryota, Fungi, Ascomycota, Dothideomycetes, Pleosporales, Periconiaceae. The record is from the annotation of a GenBank genome assembly.